UCGCUGCUGGACAAUAUGUUUCUGGUAACAAUAGCUCUGGUCGUGCUGCUGGCGUCUCUGGGCUAUGUGUUCCUCGUCUGGAACUAUGGGUAUUGGCGUAGGCGAAAGGUGCCCGGUCCGCGACCCUCGCUUCUUACCGGCAACUAUCCCAACAUGUUCACAAUGAAGCAACAUCCUAUAAAGGAUCUAAAUGAGAUCUAUUGCAAAUACAAGCAGCAGUAUGAUGCCGUUGGCAUUUAUGCGUCCCGCUCCCCCCAGCUGUUGGUUGUCAGCCCGGAGCUGGCACAUCGUGUAUUCGUUACGGACUUUAAGCACUUCCACGACAACGAGAUAAGCGCCUUGGUGACCGAGAAGUCCGACUUCAUCUUCGCUAACAAUAUCUUCACAAUGACCGGGGAGGGCUGGAAGGAGCGCCGCUCCGAUCUAACGCCCGGUCUAACCAUAAGUCGCGUCAAAGCGGUUUACCCAGUGACCAACCAGGUGUGCAGGAGGUUGAACGAAUUCAUACGCAAGCAGAUCCGCAUUGGAUCGCCGGACGGCGUCAACAGCAAGGAUCUCAGCCUGUGCUUCACCACCGAAAUGGUCACCGAUGCCGUUCUUGGCCUGAGCGCCCAGAGCUUUAGCGAGCGGCCCACGCCGGUGUUGGCAAACAUAAAGGCUCUCUUCGAACAGCCCUUGUCCGUGCUGCUGAGCUUCAUAGCGGUGUCCGUGAUACCCUCACUGCGCCACAUCAUAAAGCUGCGUUUUAUACCCAAGCACGUCGAGGAGUUCUUUGUGGACUUCAUGCAGGCGGCGGUCGGAGCGCGCCGUGGAACGCAAUCCGAUCGCGUUGACUUUCUGGACUACAUUCUACAGCUGGCCAAGAAGAGGAACCUGGCCGCACGACAGCUAACCGCCUACUCGAUGACCUUUCUGCUGGACGGCUUUGAGACAACGGCCUCUGCGCUGGCCCACACGCUGCUGCUCCUGGGACGGGAUGCCGAGGCACAGCAGCGACUGCGCGAAGAGCUGCAGGCAGAACUAAACGAUGAGGGCUUUGUCGCAUUCGAUAAGCUGGUCGAGCUGCCCUUUCUGGAUGCCUGUGUUCACGAGAGCCUGCGGCUAUUCCCUCCACUUACGGUCUCUAACAGGCUGUGCACUCAGCCCAUCGAGUUGCCCAAUCGGAACGGACCCAAUUUCAUCAUAGAGCAGGGUACCACCGUCCUUGUGCCUCACUCCUGCUUUAUGCUCGACGAGGAUUACUUUCCCAAUGCUCAUCAGUUUCAGCCCGAGCGCUUUCUGGAGCCUAAUGCGGUCAAAAUGUAUCGUGAUCGCGGCGUCUUCAUGGGCUUCGGUGAUGGUCCCCGCAUCUGCAUCGGCAUGCGCUUCGCUUUGGCCCAGAUAAAGGCAGCUCUUGUCGAGAUUAUUGUCAAUUUCGAUGUCAAGGUCAAUUCCAAGACACGCAAGGAUAACAUGUUUAGUCCAAUUGGAAUUGUGACAUCCCUCGAAGGCGGCAUUUGGUUGGAUUUCGCCGCGCGUCAAUAAUCG
Drosophila novamexicana is the source of this 1527-nucleotide messenger RNA. Its product is annotated as probable cytochrome P450 28a5. The record is from RefSeq and is a predicted model, not a curated record. Gene Ontology annotation, molecular function: iron ion binding; oxidoreductase activity, acting on paired donors, with incorporation or reduction of molecular oxygen; heme binding. NCBI's taxonomy places the organism in Eukaryota, Metazoa, Arthropoda, Insecta, Diptera, Drosophilidae. The transcript has 6 exons. The coding region runs from base 16 to 1524 and encodes 502 amino acids.